AUGCCACAAGGUCAUCGAAUUAGUGGCGGAAAUACCAAACCGAUUAACGGUAAAGACAUUGUUCACCCGCUUGCUUGUGAAGGAUCCGAAUGGAUGGGUGCCCUUCUGACAAUGGUUGAUUCACUCGAUACAUUGUGGAUAAUGAAACUGGACGCGGAAUUUGAUGAGGCUCGGAAGUGGAUUUCCAGCUACCUGGAGUUUAACUCGACCGACCCGCACAUUAACGUGUUUGAGACAACAAUCCGACUCUUAGGUGGCCUACUGUCGGCCUAUACGCUUUCGAAAGAUAGAAUGUUUCUAGGGAAGGCGACAAUUCUUGGCGAUAUACUGCUCGGCGCAUUUGAUGGGAUGUCGGCGUUCCCAUCGAUGGAUAUAAACUUCUCUACAGGAAAGGGAAAUCCGAACAGUUUUGAAGAAUUAUGCCUUGCAGAAGUUGCAACUAUCCAACUGGAGUUUAACGAGCUUUCUCGGUUGACAAAAAAUCCUAUUUAUGCACAUACGGCUGCGCAAGUAUACAAACGCUUGCAUGAAUUACCAAAAAUGAAUGGUUUGCUUCCCAUCGGUAUUGAUCGCGAAACUGGGAACUCGGUGUCGUCCCGGAUUACAAUAGGCGCACGUGGUGACAGCUAUUAUGAAUACCUCCUUAAAGUGUGGGUUCAGACAGGUAAAGUACUGGACUAUCUACGGACGGACUACAUAGAGGCAAUUGAGGGGAUCAAAUCCAGGCUGAUACAAUAUUCCAAACCAAACCGUCUUCUUUUUAUUGGAGAAAUUGACGCCGACGGAACCUUUUUGCCUAGAAUGGACCAUUUAGUUUGUUUUCUUCCGGGCACUUUGGCGUACGGAAUACUCCACAACAUGACUCGGGCACAUCUGGAACUCGCCGAAAGUUUGAUGCGCACGUGUUACGAGAUGUACAGUCAAACCGCGACUCUCCUAAGUCCAGAGAAUAUUUUGUUCGACGUAAGCAACAAAUCCACGAAAGAUUUCUGGCCAGCAUCUACCGAAAAUAUUCUUCGACCGGAAACAAUGGAGUCCCUAUAUUAUCUCUACACAAUCACCAAGAACCCUAAGUACCAGCUGUGGGGCCGAACUAUAUUGGAUGCUUUCGAGAGGUACUCCAAGUGGCACGCUGGAGGUUAUACUGGUAAAGUUGAUGUAUCUACACCUGACUCAGAACGUAUUGACAAGAUGGAAUCAUUUUGGUUGGCUGAAACGCUUAAAUACGCCUACCUGUUGUUUGACGAGGACGCUUCAUCUCGAUUUCCACUGAACAAAUGGGUAUUUAACACUGAGGCCCAUCCUCUACCGGUUGUCUCCGAUCCCAAGUCUCUCCUAUCUGCUGUCUACGCUCAGCUAGGAGACGUUUAGGUAAAAACUGAAACACGUGGUUUUCUUCCUCUCUCUUUUGAAUACCCUUUAGAUUUUUUAUCUUCCUCUGUCUUGAAGGGGUUCCACCAGACGGCUGAUAUUUUGCGCGUCCUCGUGCAAACGUUAUAAACUGCUCUUGCGUAAACCGAAAUCUACAGUGCUUAGCAAUGAAUGACACUCUACUUAAAAAUAUUUUCCUUUUGUUGUGGAAUCUUUGACCGUAGUGAUAAAUGAGCUUCAGUCAUUGGAUUUAUGAAUGGCUUACUUAAAUUUUUUAUUUUUAGCCCUAAUGCCUUGCUAUUUCCUUUCAGUUUCUUAACACUCUCAGCAAAUGCUUUCAGGUUAACCGAUAUUUUUGAAAGAUGUGCCCCAUUUCUGUGAAAAUAGUUAUACGUAUUUUUGAGAGGCAUUUUGUAACCUGCACCCUGCGCUUUCACAUGCAUGGCACUGAGAAACAAGCAAUAUUCCUUGAUUCUGUUCUGAAGAGGAUAGGACAACCUGUUAGGAUAUCCACUACUCUGUCGCACCGCGUCACUGUGCUUUCAACUGUGCGUUGAAUCAGCAAAUGUGGGUACAAACAGUCAG
This is a messenger RNA of Opisthorchis viverrini, 1956 nucleotides long. RefSeq lists its product as hypothetical. NCBI's taxonomy places the organism in Eukaryota, Metazoa, Platyhelminthes, Trematoda, Opisthorchiida, Opisthorchiidae. Gene Ontology annotation, cellular component: endoplasmic reticulum; membrane. The coding region runs from base 1 to 1371 and encodes 456 amino acids. The transcript has 7 exons. Gene Ontology annotation, molecular function: calcium ion binding; mannosyl-oligosaccharide 1,2-alpha-mannosidase activity. The record is from RefSeq and is a predicted model, not a curated record. Gene Ontology annotation, biological process: N-glycan processing; carbohydrate metabolic process.